This is a messenger RNA of Prorocentrum cordatum, 1103 nucleotides long. The record is from the annotation of a GenBank genome assembly. NCBI's taxonomy places the organism in Eukaryota, Dinophyceae, Prorocentrales, Prorocentraceae.
UCGAUCCCCUGAUCGACCUCCGCGGGCAGCUCUGCGCCCCGGAUCCGUUCUCGAUGGCCCCGGGGGCCCGACGGCUGGUCCCGCAGGGCGUCGUCGGACUGUCGGAGAAUGCGGGGCGCGCGUGGAGCUGGCGCCCUCCCGCGUCGCCGUGGUUGUGCGCCAGGGCGCCCUGGCAGCCGCAGCUCUGCCGCACCGCCCUCACCGCCCUGCACCCCAGGGCCCCCGGCGCGGCGCAGAGGGCCGCGCCCGGGCCCUCCGCGCGGCAGCCUCGCCCCGCCGCCGCCGCCCCGGCCCUCGCCGCCGCCGCCGCGCCCGCCGCGGUGCCCGCGUCGCAGGUGGCCGCCCUGGGAGGCGUCAGGACCCUGACCAACUGGCGGCUGCGGCCCUACGCUGCGGCAGGCACCGCCGCAGCGGUGCCGAUGUCCACUCUCAGCGCCGGCUUCUCGAAGGUGAGCCUCUCGCUGCUGGUGAUGCCGUGGAAGGCGCUGCCGAUGGCCCUCGUGCUAGCGCCGGUUGUGUGGCUGCUCCCGCUCAUGAACAAGAUGAUCUUCCAGAACUCCGCCCGGGCUGCGACCGCCUCGGUGUUCACGGUCAUCCUCUACCUCGUCCUGUCGUUCAUGCCCGUGCCCUGCUUCGAGAACCUGUUCUCCGAGCUGACGUUCUACGGCAUCGCGCUCGUGUCCACGUUCUUCAUGUACACGUUCUUCCCGGAGGUGUGGCUGCACGAUUUCAUGUUCAUGCACUACCUCGCCCUCUUCACCGUUCCGCUGAUUCCCCUGGCCUUCCGUGGUGGCGGACAUGCCGAUGUUCGCGUCCAGGGCGUACCUCUUCCUGUAAGGGCCGGCCUUGCAGCCCAGCGGACUCGGCAGUGGCGGCUCGGGCUGCUCCGCUACCCGAGAGCGGCCGAAGGAUGGCAGCGCGUGGCGGCGCCGCUGCAGCGUGCUUUGGCCCGCACGCGGGCAGUGAGGCGUAUCAGGCCGCAGGGCGGUUGGGCGGAGUAUGCGGCCAUCUGGACGCGUGAUGGCCGGGCGUGGCGAAGAGGACAAGCUCUUCCUACGCUGAAGUCGGGCGUGUCCCUGUGCAGGAGGAAUGUUCAGAAAUAG